GACCAUAAAUUUAUUUAUUCAAGAUGAGCUCCACGAAGGAAAAACUGGAGGAUCAGGACAGGAUCCAGAAGCGGGUCAACAAGAUCCUGGAGGCUCGUCUGGAGUCGGACAAGGACACUCUGGAUGCCCUCAGCGGGCUGUCCAGCUUCUUUACGGAAAACACCAUCCAAAACCGCAGGAAUCUCCGAAGCCAGAUCGAGCACCGUUCCGUGGGCAUCAAUGAGAACUUUCUGAAGGCUUUCCGUGAGGUAAAGCUGUCGCUGGACGCCGUGUGCGAUGAUCUGGACAAGAUGGCCACGUCAGUGGAGACCAUGAAAUCGGACCUGGAGACCUCAAAGGCCCUGACCAAGGAUCUGAUCGAUCAGACCAAUACUAUGCAACAAGAACGGGACCGGUUGGAGGUCCAUCAGCAAAUAGCCCAGGCCUUUUUGGCGCGCUUUCAGUUGAGUGGGCCGGAACACCAGCUGCUCUACGGCGCUGCCAAGGAUGCGCCAAUAGUCGCCGACUUCUUCAAGGUUCUGGACCGGGUCCAGAGCAUCCACGCCGAUUGCCGGCUGCUGAUGCAGUGUGGCUACCAGACAGCUGCUUUGGACAUCAUGGAGGAGAUGACUUUGCAUCAGGAGGGUGCUCUGGAAAGACUCUAUCGCUGGACCCAGAACCACUGCCGCAGUCUGGAGAACAACGAGAUCGGACCGCUGAUUGUAGAGGCCAUGAGCCGGCUGCAGGAUCGUCCAGUUCUCUUCAAAUACGUAAUCGAUGAGUAUGCCAUUGCCAGAAGAGCUGUUCUAGUGCGCCAAUUCAUUGAGGCUCUCACCGAAGGCGGACCUGGCGGCAAUCCCAAGCCCAUAGAGCUGCAUGCCCAUGAUCCCAAGCGCUACAUUGGAGACAUGUUUGCCUGGCUGCACCAAAGCAUUCCCACGGAAAAGGAGAACCUGUCGUUGCUUUUCAAAAAGUGCGACAAGCAGGAUAUCUCGGACCAGCUUCAAAGCGCCCUGGGCUACAUAGCCGAUGGUGUGUGCCAUCCACUGAAAGUGCGCGUGGAAACCAUCCUCCAGGCUGAAAAGGACACCAUUGUUCUAUUCACCAUUUCGAACUUGCUCCGCUUCUAUCAGCAGAUAAUGCGUCAAGUGGUCCAGGGUGGCAGCCUGGAGGAGUGUCUGGUGGAGCUGCAAAAGAACAGUGAGCAGAUCUACUUGGGCGCCCUGGCAGCUCAGGUGCGUAGCGUUCUGCAGCGGCCGUCGGGAGGAUCUGGCCUGGCCUUGGAACCUCCCCAACGAGAUCUAGUUCCGCCACCAAGUGUGGCACGUUUGCUGAACAUUCUCAAGGAGAUCUUAUCGGUGGCCACAAUGGUGGAUGGCCGGCAGGCGGAUAUUACCAAGAUAGUGAGCUGCGUAAUCGACCCGCUGCUGCAAUCUGUCCAGGAAAGUGCGGCUCAUUUGCCCACCGUGGAUAUGGGGGUGUACCUCCUGAACUGCCUCCAUCACAUGCAGAGCUCGUUGGCGGUUUACGAAUACAUGGACGAGCGCGUGGAACGGCUGCAGGCCCAGUCGGACGCCCAACUAGACACCCUGACCUCUGAGCAGGCCUCCUCGCUGGUGGCCAAUUUGAAUCUGGGCCCCAUCUACGCCAUCCUGCAGAGCAAUCAGUCCAAGAUUGAAACGAACCUGCUGAAAAUAUUCAUGUCCAAGAUGGACGCCUUUCUGGAGCUACCCGACGUGCUGCUCUUGCCGCAGGUGCAGCUCAUCAUGUCGAGCAGUCAUCGGGCCACCGUCCAAAAGCGAUCUUUCAAUGUAAUCGUGGCUAUCUACAAGCAGAUCUACGAUCGAGUUCACGAUCCUGCCAACGGAUUCGAGCACCCCGACCAGUUGCUCCACAGGACGCCAGAGCAAGUGUCUCACAUCUUGACUUCAACUUAAUAUAUAUACCCCAUUCCGAUUCUAAAUAGUCUUAUUUAUCUGUGUAUGUCUAUAAAUCUAUAUAUUUUAAUCAAAA
This is a messenger RNA of Drosophila bipectinata, 1992 nucleotides long. It is a transcript of the gene Cog6, whose product is annotated as conserved oligomeric Golgi complex subunit 6. Gene Ontology annotation, biological process: intra-Golgi vesicle-mediated transport. The record is from RefSeq and is a predicted model, not a curated record. Gene Ontology annotation, cellular component: COG complex. NCBI's taxonomy places the organism in Eukaryota, Metazoa, Arthropoda, Insecta, Diptera, Drosophilidae.